This is a messenger RNA of Suillus paluster, 939 nucleotides long. RefSeq lists its product as uncharacterized. The coding region runs from base 1 to 939 and encodes 312 amino acids. The record is from RefSeq and is a predicted model, not a curated record. NCBI's taxonomy places the organism in Eukaryota, Fungi, Basidiomycota, Agaricomycetes, Boletales, Suillaceae. The transcript is spliced from 5 exons.
AUGUUCUUGCUCCCCUGUCAACACUCCCUUCAACACUAUAUUCACCUCAUACACCUUUUUGGUGCUUUUAAUGGUCUGUGUUCCUCAAUUACCGAAUCAAAACACAUCAAAGCCAUUAAAGAACCGUGGUGGCACUCAAGUCAAUAUAAGGCACUCAGUCAGAUGCUGGUCACUAACCAGCACCUGGACAAACUAGCAGCAGCACAAACUGACUUUACAACCCGUGGGAUGCUUGACAGGACGUGCCUUUCAGCAGCUAUUAACGCAUUAGAGGACGCCGAGCCUGAGGUGAAUGUGCAGGAGGAUGAGGAUGUCGGGGAUGUUGAAAUAGACACUGGCCCGACCAUUAUCCAAGCACACGUGGAAUUGGUGAAGACGCCUCAUAAGUUCUCUCAUUAUAACCCUUGUUUAUCUUUGCUAACAAAUGUCACAUCGUGCACUAGAACGCAACCGCACCCGCACGGUGUCUGCAUUAGCGUUGGAACUGUCGAUUCCCCAGCUCCCGAACAUGGUGUGCCGCUUCCUUUUUGUGCAACUCAAUCCGAACGACCCCUAAUUAAUGUUUUUAAUUCAGCAUGUUCGAGGUUUGUUGCCCCCAGCAAUCUCAGUGGCAUCGGCGGCAUGCACCGCGAGCACAUCCGUGCAUGUCCAGCAUGGAGGAAGGAGCACCCGCGCUAUGACUGCAUCUUUGUCAACACAAAUCCGGACCUUGAGGGAAUGAGGGGGAUGGAUGUCGCUCGAUUGCCUGACGACGACACCGGUAUGUGGAUGGUGCAGCCCGCUCACCAUGCCAACAAUGCUCCCCAUAUUGCCAUCAUUCAUGUUGACUCAAUAUACCGCACUGCUCACCUUAUUCCCCAUUAUCAGACAUAUGAUUCCUUCUGCAGAUUCUACAUCAACAAAUACGCCGACCAUCACUCCUUUGAAAUUGCGUCAUAG